Molecule: messenger RNA, 2248 nt
Organism: Amoebophrya sp. A120
Lineage: Eukaryota; Dinophyceae; Syndiniales; Amoebophryaceae
Source: the annotation of a GenBank genome assembly
GUCCAGGUAGUAGCGCUUCCCCGCACAUCAACACCUACAGUACUGAGUAAGAACCUAGCUUUCGUCAUCAUUGAUGGUUCUCGGUCGGCGAAGAGAAAUCCGUCGGUUGAUGAACAAGAGGAGGCCUUUUUCGGAAUAGAUGAAAUGAGACAUAUCGGUGGUCUUCCUCUUCUCGCGUGAUACCCACACGGUAAUUGGGAAACAUCGGUGGGUUCGUGCCAGUCUGCAGUUCCGUGAGUGCAGCUUCUGGCAGGUACCGAAAUUAUUAUCGUCUCGGGUCGUAUUUUUGAUCGACAGACACACAUUGGUUCGUCCAAAUAUGGAACUGCUCGGUCAGGAAACGUUGAACAUGAAAGUGUUUUUUUGUUCUUGCCCUAUCACAGCCGGCAUUUCACAACAAAAAUAAAUUCGUCGGUUGAAAUGAAUAAGUAUGUCGCACAGGAGUUGUAGCAAGCACAGUUUCUUUUUCAACACCGCAACCUUCUUCACAAUUGCUUGUACUUACGUCCCCUCUUUUCAAAGGCAUUUUGAUCUUGAGAAUUUUGAUCUAAAAAAGUACUUAUGAGGUUUUGAGCUCUUAUCUGUUCGCAAUUACUUACUUUUUAAAUUUUACUUUUUUAUAUUUUCCACGUGGGGUGAAGAACGUGGACAGUGACCAUUUAAGAACCAUUUCGGAACGUUGACAACAUAAAGACGAGUUACUCUCUUUGGCUCAACAAGUGAUUUAGGAACUCCCGAAAAUUUAAAGAUGGCAAAAUCUUUUCGCUCGCGGCGUGACCCAAGUAGAGAACAUCUUGUCGCGGCUAGUAGUGAAGAACAUGCCGGAUUUGGCGCUGACCACACCGGUGACUUCAACAAAUCGCAAGAACAAGCUGAGACUUCGGUCUCCUGCUGGGCCAAGAAUCCGGUUUUGUGGGUAGUUCUCACCGUCAUGGGCUUCUCGCUGGUCAUCUUUCUCGCGAUCUAUUUUUCCGUGACCGCGGCAAAAAGUCCUGGCAGCGCGAACGGCGGGGGCAACAAUGGGAAUAGUAACAUCCCCAACCAGGGGGGCAACAGUGCCGGAGGUCGCGACGCCCGGAUUCUGGCAAACCUCCCUGCGCACUACAUAGCGUUUUCCUCGGAGGAGCCGCAGACGGCGGUCGAAGUCCAAGAUGACGCGCGGCUGCGGGGCCCGAAGGCAUCGCGAGAGCGGCAAAAAAAGUUUGUCGCGUUGAGCCCGGAGGUAGUAGCUUCCCAGCCACCUACUCCGCCACGACAGCUCGCGGGGCAGACGGUCGGGUACUACAGUUUCGCGUCCAUUCCGGGCACGAUCACCGUGAACGGCGAGACGCACGACAAGCAGUGGCUUCUGGAUAACUUGCUGGUAAAGCAGCAGACGGAGUUUCGCACGGUUUUGCAAGAAUUAGAGAGGCUCGGCCGCAAGAAAGGCCACUAUAUUUGGUGGGUGGUACCCAGCGAUCGCUGGGGGCAGUUCGAGGCGCGGAACGAGCGGACCGCCGUGGCGAAAGACGCCUGCAAGGAACUGUUCGUGCGGCAGAAGUACAAAACCUUGGUUCUGUACGAGAAGAUUCUGGAGAAAUUUCUGGAAUUGCUCCAAAACAACCCGACCGGACGCACAGACCCGGCAUCCGGGAAGAAAAUCCCAAACGCAGAGAUCAUUCCUGGCAUCGACUUCGGGAAAAUUCGGUUCUGGAUCCUGUUCUACCAGCGGAGCUGUGAGGAUGCGGAUUGGGUGCCCGGCUGGUACAAGGACGUGGUGGCGCGCUGGGACCAGUACAAGUUUUGACGAAAAAUCUUCUCGAGUGUUUUUGACAUGCGAGGGGACCACAACGUCACUGGCUAAACUGGGAUCGAAAAGUAGUGCUUGCUGUGGACUCAUCGGAAAUUUCCACGGUCGGGAGAAGCCUUGCCACGGAAGCCCUUAUUGGCGCUCUGUUUUUCACUUUCUACCUCUUUAUCAUUUUCGUCUUCACUGUUGUCGUAUUUACAACAGUGUGGUAAAUUAUCAUUAUAUAUAACUUAAUAUAGAGGUCACACCGACUGUCAUCCUUGUAUCUCGCUCUACUUCUACAACAGCCUUCUUUCAUAUUGCCAGCUUCAUCGCCCCGCCACGUUUUUUUGUUCAGUCGGAGAACUAAUAAUAUUGUUUAUUGAUGAAGAUGAUCAUGACCCCUCGCCCUACCUUCUCUUAUGAUUGAAUGCAAACACAUACGCAUCUCACAGUUCGCGUCCCUUCGGUAAGCUUCAU